Molecule: messenger RNA, 7251 nt
Organism: Cyprinodon tularosa
Lineage: Eukaryota; Metazoa; Chordata; Actinopteri; Cyprinodontiformes; Cyprinodontidae
Product: receptor-type tyrosine-protein phosphatase mu-like
Exons: 38
Coding region: 235-4806 (1523 amino acids)
Biological process (GO): protein dephosphorylation
Cellular component (GO): membrane
Molecular function (GO): protein tyrosine phosphatase activity; protein binding
Source: RefSeq, a predicted model, not a curated record
CUCGGUACACCCUCUCCGUGUCUCGCGCUCCCUGUCUGUCUGUCUCCUUCGCAGAAACAAGCCGGAGGAUCAAAGCACCGAACUCACCUGUCCGCGCUCACCUGGCCGCGCGCCGCAGUCCCUCAGUGCGCGUGUUAGAGCCCCAGAGGAGUCCGGGGGGAGGAAGAGGAGGAGGAGGAAGAGGAGGAGGAGGAGGAAAGAGGCUCGGAGUUCUCAGGAGUUUUUUUCCCCAACAUGGAGCGGACUGGAAGUUUGCUGCUGGCCGCCGCUCUGCUGCUGGUUUCACUGGGAGCUCUGGGGACACGAGGAGACACCUUCAAAGCCUGCCUGGCUGGUCAGGCUCCAGACUGCACACUGGUCCAGUCCAAAGAGGACGACUUUGACUGGGAGCAGGGCGACGCCAGAGACCGGCCCAGCAGCUCAUGGAUCCCUGCAGGUUCGUCCUUCCUCUUCGUGAACACGUCCGGCCGCUACAGCGGUCAGUGUGCUCAGCUGCUGCUGCCGCCGCUCAGAGAGAACGACACACACUGCCUCAGCUUCCAGUUCUACCAGGUCGGGGGCCGAGAGGGGGCUGCACCCGCUACGCUCAAUAUCUACAUCAAAGAGAACAACAGCCCUCUGGGAAUUCCUAUCAGUAACUCAUCUGGCCCCGCCUACCACAUCUGGAAAGGGGUGGAGCUUGCCGUGUCCAUUUUCUGGCCAAAUUCCUACCAGGUUGUGUUUGAGGCGGUCAGCACCGGUCAGAGGGGAGUCCUGGCCAUCAGAGACAUCACUCUGCAGGGACAUCAGUGCAUGAGCACGCCGCAUCCUCUGCACAUCAAAGCCGUGGAGGUGAACGCGGGUCAGACGGCCACCUUUCAGUGCACGGUGAACGGGCAGCCGCAGGGGAACCCGCUGCUCUACCUGCAGGGCAUGGGAGGUCGGCUGGCCGUCGCUAAGGAAACCAAAGUGGUGAACUCCCGCCGCUAUGUGGCGGUCUUCGAUGUCAUGAACACCACCAAAGGGGAUACUGGACGCUACCGCUGCAUCGCCCAAUCCGAGCGCGGAGUGGGCGUAUCCUCCUACGCAGAACUGACGGUUAAACAACCCCCCGUACCCAUUGCUCCACCGCAGCUUACUGCAGUCGGCGCCACCUACCUUUGGAUCAAGCUUAACGCCAACUCCAUCAAUGGAGACGGACCCAUCAUCGAUAGAGAGGUGGAGUACCGCACCAUGUCCGGCAUGCUGAUCGACACCACGCCUGUGGAUAAGCCGGACCAUAAGAUCGGACACCUCGACCCAGACACAGAGUACGAGAUCAGCGUCCUGCUGACCCGGCCCCUGGAAGGAGGGACGGGAAACCCCGGGCCGCCCCUCAGAGCCAAAACCAAGUGCGCAGACCCAAUGCACGGCCCGCGGCGGCUCCAGGUCAGCGACGUUCAGUCCAAACAGGUGACGGUUCGGUGGGAACCGUUUGGAUAUAAUGUAACGCGCUGCCACAGCUACAACCUGACGGUGCAGUACCGCUACCGACCUGCAGGCGCCACCAGCAGGGAGGAGCAGGUGAGGGAGGAGGUGGUGUACGACACCCUCAGCCCGCUGCCGCAGCACACCGUCCGUAACCUUCCACCGUACACCAACGUCAGCCUGAAACUGGUUCUGAGUAACCCAGAGGGAUGUAAGGAGAGCGCGGAGCUGCUGGUGCUGACGGAUGAGGACGUUCCUGGAGGCGUUCCGUUGGACUCCAUCCUUGGUCGCAGCUAUGAGCAGCAGAUUAGUCUGAGCUGGAGGGAACCUCUCAACACUUAUGGCCUGAUCCGGCAGUACGAGAUUUCCUACAAAGCUCUGAGCUCCUUUGACACGGAGUUUGACCUGUCCAAUCAGAGCGGGAAGGUGUUCAAACCAGCCAAUGAGACCAGCCAUGUGUUUUCUGGCCUCUCACCUGGAUCCACCUACUCCUUCACAAUAAAAGCCUCAACCAUUAAAGGCUUCGGGCCCCCAGUCAUCACCCAGUUCACCACUAAGAUCUCAGCUCCUCUGAUGCCAGCCUACGAUCAGGAGUCGCCCCUGAACCAGACCGACUCCUCCGUCACGGUUCUGCUGAGGCCCGCCCAGAGCCGCGGCGCCCCCGUCAGUAAGUACCAGGUGGUGGUGGAGGAGGAGCGCCCCCGCAGGCUGAGGAGAGGAACAGCAGAGAUCCUUCGCUGCUAUCCGGUUCCCGUUCAUUUCCAGAACGCCUCGCUGCUCAACUCGCCGUAUUACUUCAGCGCCGAGCUGCCCAUGGCGGAGCUGAGGAGUCCUCUGCCCUUCUGUGUCGGUGAUAACAGGACCUACAGCGGUUACUGGAACGCUCCUCUGCUGCCUCACAAGAGUUACGGCAUCUACUACCAGGCUGUGAGCACGGCCAACGGGGAGACAAAGAUUGACUGUGUGAGAGUCGCAACAAAAGCCGCCAUAAUCGCCACGCAGCUCACCACGCCGUACCUGGGCGUCGCCCCGGCGGCUGGCGACAAGCAGCUGACAGGAGCUGCGACCAGGAAACCAGAACCAGAGCAGGAGAAGGAGACGGAUCACACUGUGAAGAUUGCUGGAUCCAUCGCUGGCGUCCUGCUCUUCAUCAUCAUCUUCCUGGGAAGCAUCCUGCUGAUGAACAAAAGAAGAAGAAAUUAUCACUCCUACACUUACUACCUGAAGUUGGCCAAGAAGAGGAAGGAAACGUUGAGCUCCAGACAGGAAAUGACUCUGAUGGUGAACACCUCCCAACACACAACCGUGGUGGACACACACACUCUGAACGGCCACAACAUGUCAUCUCCUUCCUCUUUUACCCUUAAGACCAACACCAUCAGCACCUCUGCACCGAACUCCUACUACCCAGAUCCAUUCGUACCCACAGCCAUCCUCGUGCCCAUUAAUGACGACAGCAGCCACACUAAGACCAGUGAAACCAGCAGCCUGGUCCAGUCCCACUACAAGCAGCGGGAGGCGGAGCGGGAGGCGCUGCCGUACCAGACGGGCCAGCUGCAUCCGGCCAUCCGGGUGGCCGACCUCCUGCAGCACAUCACCCAGAUGAAAUGUGCUGAAGGUUACGGGUUCAAGGAGGAGUAUGAGAGCUUCUUUGAGGGCCAGUCUGCUCCAUGGGACUCAGCCAAGAAGGACGAGAACCGCAUGAAGAACCGAUAUGGCAACAUCAUCGCCUACGAUCACUCCCGGGUUCGUCUGCAACCUCAGGAUGGAGACGGCGCCUCUGACUACAUCAAUGCCAACUACGUAGACGGUUACCACCGACCCAAUCACUACAUCGCCACUCAAGGGCCCAUGCAGGAGACGGUCUAUGACUUCUGGAGGAUGGUGUGGCAGGAGAACACGGCGGCCAUAGUGAUGGUUACCAACCUGGUGGAGGUGGGCCGGGUGAAGUGCUGUAAGUACUGGCCUGAUGACACCGAGAUCUACGGCGACAUGAAGGUGACGCUGAUCGAGACCCAGCUGCUGUCGGAGUACGUGAUCCGGACAUUCGCAGUGGAGAAGAGGGGCGUGGCCGAGAUCAGGGAGAUCCGUCAGUUCCACUUCACCGGCUGGCCCGACCACGGCGUCCCGCUUCACGCCACCGGACUCCUGGGCUUCAUCCGUUGUGUCAAGGCCAAGACUCCGCCCACCGCCGGCCCCACCGUGGUCCACUGCAGGUCUGCCCCCUCUGACCAGGGGUUGGUUGGAUUCGCUGCCUUACCUGACCCAGGUGUGUGUUUGUUCUGCAGCGCGGGGGCGGGGCGGACGGGCUGCUUCAUCGUCAUCGACAUCAUGCUGGACAUGGCGGACAGAGAAGGCGUGGUCGACAUCUACAACUGUGUGAGAGAGCUGAGAGCGCGGCGGGUCAACAUGGUCCAAACGGAGGAGCAGUACGUCUUCAUACAUGACGCCAUCUUGGAGGCGUGUCUCUGCGGCAACACGGCCGUCCCAGCCAAUCAGCUGCGCUCCGUUUACUAUGAGAUGAACCGACUGGACCCCCAGACCAACUCCUGCCAGAUCAAAGAGGAGUUCAGGACCCUCAACAUGGUGACGCCCACCCUGCGUGUUGAGGACUGCAGCAUCGCCCUGUUGCCUAGAAACCACGAGAAGAACCGCUGCAUGGACGUCCUGCCGCCGGACCGCUGCCUGCCCUUCCUCAUCACCAUCGACGGAGAGAGCUCCAACUACAUCAACGCCGCGCUCAUGGACAGCUACAAGCAGCCGUCGGCCUUCAUCGUUACCCAGCAUCCUUUGCCCAACACGGUGAAGGACUUCUGGCGCCUGGUCCUGGACUACCACUGCACCUCCAUCGUGAUGCUGAACGACGUGGACCCUGCUCAGCUGUGUCCUCAGUACUGGCCAGAGAACGGCCUCCACCGCCUCGGCUCCCUGCAGGUGGAGUUUGUUUCUGCUGACCUAGAGGAGGACGUCAUCAGCCGCAUCUUCAGGAUCUACAACACAGCCAGGCCGCAAGACGGGUUCCGCAUGGUGCAGCAAUUCCAGUUCCUGGGCUGGCCCAUGUACCGCGACACGCCCGUCUCCAAGCUCUCCUUCCUCAAACUGGUCCAUCAGGUGGACAAGUGGCAGGACGAGUACGACGGCGGCGAGGGACGCACCGUGGUCCACUGCCUGAAUGGCGGUGGUCGCAGCGGCGUCUUCUGCAGCGUCAGCAUCGUGUGUGAGAUGCUGCGGCAGCAGCGCUGCGUUGAUGUCUUCCACGCCGUGAAGACGCUCAGGAACAACAAACCAAACAUGGUGGACCUGCUGGAACAGUAUAAAUUCUGUUAUGAAGUUGCUCUGGAGUACCUGAAUUCAGCUUAGCUUGGAGCAGAGCGUCCAGGCCCAGAGCAUGACGGUGCCACUACUGACUGAAGGUUUUUGCACUGCCUGGUUAAACUGGAGCGUCUGGCGGCGAGGACGGCGCCGCUGAUGGACAUCCAGCGUUUCUCACCUUGUGUCUCUUUGUUGUCUUGUUUUUUAUUGUGUUGUAAAUCUGAUGAGUUGAAACUUAAAAGACGAAGAAGACCUCAGACUUUGUCCAGCCUGGUGAGUGGGGCAAUAAGGAUCCAGAUGGACCGGAGUCUGGUACCGCUGAUGGAGCAGCUAACCGCUAACAUUAAGCAGCAGUGGUUGAGAAGCUGCUGACGGACACUAAACACGGAGACUUCAGGUCUUCACGGGGUUCAUCAUCAUCCUCAAUAAUCUAAAUUUCCUGUUCUACUCUAAGUCUCCCAAACAACAGACAGUUUUUGUUGUUUUCUUGAGCUUUAAGAAGAAAUUCUUCUUUUAAAUUUUUAUUCACAUCAACCUUGAAAAGCUGCAGCAGAACCAAACGACGGGACCUGUUUAGUUUCUUUGAAAUGAUCCGUUCCGUGCGGCGUGGACCUGCGGAUUGGUUCACUGCAGACAUGAUGGAUUCAUCUUUUCCAGCAGGAUUUGUCUGCUUCUCUUCUUAUUUAUCAAAGGAAAAAAGUUUCCAAAGAUUUCAGUUUCUCUGAUUUUAUCAUUUAUCUAAGGCCUGAUGUCAGAUUUUUGUUCAUGAUCACCUGCCACUUUGUUACCAUGGAAACCAAUAGAAAUCGUCUGCCUGUAAUUGGACCUUUUUUAUACUGUAAAUGAUUUAAAGCUGCAUAGUCAUGUUAUAUACCCAACCAUCGCAUCACGAUGUAAUACGGUGCUGAACAACGUGCAGAUAAUCCAUUUUGAGCCCAAAUAGAAUUCCUGCAACAAGCUUGAUGAGCUGAAAUUAAUAGACGCUGCGCCAUCUGCUGGCAGUACCACCGAACUACCAGCCAUACAGCGACAAUUGAUGCAGCAAUGUCCUGUGAUGUCUGAGUGUAAAACAGAAGAACUUUAUUAAAUAAACUGAUCGACAGCGUCUCCAGGUUCUAGACAGAACAGCCAAAGUCAGCCAAACUGGGAAAGAGCAUCAAAGUCUUUACUGGGAGUUACUAACAGCUUAGCUGCUGUAGCCUGCUCCAUUUUUACCCCCUUGUUCUUCAUCGUUCCUUCUCUGUUACUGUAAAUAUAAGAAACUAAGCAGCGGGACCAAGUAUUCGUUCAGUGAUCUCACCAGCAUGUAGAUUUAAAAAUAUAGAACGGGACUAUGCACCUUCAACACUUUGGUGUGAUACGGUAACAAAAGAUGCUAAUAUACUUUAUUACUGGUCUGGUCAACACCAGUUCGACUUGGUCAUAGCAGGCUUAAACCAGUUUAAAUCAGGAUUAAACCAGUUUAAACCAGGCCUUAAAAAGGUCAAUUUAGCAUCUUAACCAGUUUGUAAUGGUUGCAUCAGGCUCUAAACCGGUUUAUAAUGGUCGCAUCAGGCUCUAAACCGGUUUAUACUGGUCGCAUCAGGCUCUAAACCGGUUUAUACUGGUCGCAUCAGGCUCUAAACCAGUUUAUAAUGGUCGCAUCAGGCUCUAAACCGGUUUAUACUGGUCGCAUCAGGCUGUGAACCUGUUUGAUACUGGUUGCAUCAGGCUCUAAACUGGUUUGAUACUGGUCACAUCAGGCUCUAAACUGGUUUGAUACUGGUCACAUCAGGCUCUAAACCGGUUUAUACUGGUCUAAUCAGGCUCUAAACCAGUUUAUACUGGUCGCAUCAGGCUCUAAACCAGUUUAUAAUGGUCGCAUCAGGCUCUAAACCGGUUUAUACUGGUCGCAUCAGGCUGUGAACCUGUUUGAUACUGGUUGCAUCAGGCUCUAAACUGGUUUGAUACUGGUCACAUCAGGCUCUAAACUGGUUUGAUACUGGUCACAUCAGGCUCUAAACCGGGUUAUACUGGUCGCAUCAGGCUCUAAACCGGUUUAUACUGGUCGCAUCAGGCUCUAAACCAGUUUAUAAUGGUCGCAUCAGGCUCUAAACCGGUUUAUACUGGUCGCAUCAGGCUGUGAACCUGUUUGAUACUGGUUGCAUCAGGCUCUAAACUGGUUUGAUACUGGUCACAUCAGGCUCUAAACUGGUUUGAUACUGGUCACAUCAGGCUCUAAACCGGUUUAUACUGGUCUAAUCAGGCUCUAAACCAGUUUAUACUGGUCGCAUCAGGCUGUGAACCGGUUUAUACUGGUCGCAUCAGGCUCUAAACCGGUUUAUACUGGUCGCAUCAGGCUGUGAACCGGUUUAUACUGGUCGCAUCAGGCUCUAAACCAGUUUAUACUGGUCGCAUCAGGCUCUAAACCGGUUUAUACUGGUCUAAUCAGGCUCUAAACCAGUUUAUACUGGUCGCAUCAGGCUCUAAACCGGUUUAUACUGGUCGCAUCAG